Messenger RNA from Helobdella robusta, 2235 nucleotides. RefSeq lists its product as hypothetical. The record is from RefSeq and is a predicted model, not a curated record. Lineage: Eukaryota; Metazoa; Annelida; Clitellata; Rhynchobdellida; Glossiphoniidae. Bases 1 to 2235 code for a protein of 744 amino acids. The transcript has 8 exons.
AUGGUUAGAGAAGAAGAAGAUGGGGAUGAAGAACAGAAAGAAGAAGAAGAAGAUGAUAAAGAAAAAGAGCAGUGCAGAGAUAGAGGCCUGCGAAGAUAUCGAAUGUAUAAAAAGCUGAAUGGACAACAACAACAACAACAACGUCAACAUCAACAUAUCGCCGACAACAUUAACUGCAACAACAUCAACAACAACGCAAUCAACAACAUCUACGUCAUUCUCGUCAACGAAAACUUCACCAGCAUGAUUUCGGAUUCUCAUUCAAACAACAACAUCAACAACAAUUACAUCAACAACAGCAGUUACAUCAACAUUCUCAUCAACAACAACAACAACAUCAACAACAACAACACCACCAUCAACAAUAGCAUCAACAAUCACAUCAACAACAUCACCAACACUAUCAGCACGACAAAAAACAUCAACACGACAGAUGAGUAUUACUACAUAGAAUACAGUAACCUCAACAACAACUUGACAAUUGACGCCAUCAUAACAUCAACUUACGUUCUACUCAUACUCAGAGUAAUCUCCUAUCCCAUAAUAAUACUGGGUAUUCUGGGUAACACCUUAUCCUUUUAUGUUUACAUCAAAACCCCGAGAUUAUGCAAGCAGACGAGCAGUGUCUAUUUGGCUUUUUUGUCGGGAAUUAAUUUGUACAACAAGCCCUACGUAUGUCAGACUGUAUACUAUUGUAUGUCUGUCUGCUGCUUUCUGGCUCCGUGGACCGUUACUGGCUUUACAAUUGAGAGCGAAACAAACCCGGUUAGACCGAUAUGUAUAACAUCGAGUUCUUUUGAUAAACUUUACAAAAUGCUGAUGAACAUGGCUCUACCCUUGUUCUCGAUCCUGGGCCUCAAUGCUUCCAUAAUCCUUAAGAUACAUGACUAUACCAAACAAACAAAAAAACGUCUUUAUUUAUUUAGAUUUCAUGUUAAACAAAAUGCCAAAGACAUGUCUUUUGAGAAUGACAAAAAAUCUUUCGCUACCUUCGAUAAAACGAAUUUUAAAUUUGGUGGCAACAACAACAUUUAUAACAAUGAUAAUAAUAAUAAUGAUGAUAAUAAUAAUAAUGAUGAUAAUUUUAACGAUGAAGAUAUAAUUGAGAUAAGUAGAAAUAUUCAUGAGAGCAAUAAAAUAAUUUUAAAUAAUAACAAUAAUAGUAAAAAAACGAACAACAGUAAUAGCAGCGGUAAUAGCAACAACAACAACAACAAAAACAACAACAACAACACCAACAACAGCAAUAAUAAUAAUAAUAAUAUGAACAACAAUAGUAAUAAAGUUCCUAACAGUUCAUCUGGGAACAAUGCGGGGGUGCAGAAAAAUAAAGAAAUGAAUAAUAAUAAUAAUAAUAAUAAUAAUAAUAAUAAUAAUAAUAAUAAUAAUAACAAUAAUAAUAACAAUAAUAAUAAUAAUAAUAACAAAUAUGACAACUUUAUAAAACUAAAACAUCACCAACCAAAGCAACAAUAUCAGCAGCAGCAGCAAUUGCAGCAGUUUCAACAACCGCAAAAAUCCGAACAGUACGUCAAUCGACAUUUCCAGCCUCAACAACAGCUGCAAAUUAUUCACCUGGAAUCGAAAUAUAAUAAAAACUAUAAGCCACAACAACAAAAUCGUCAUAGGGCAUUUGUGAUUGACGACAACAACAACAACAACAACUCUUUCAACAUCAACUUCAACUGCAACAACAUCAAUAGCACCAACAACAACAGCUACAACAACAGUUAUGACGCCGCUGAAGACCGAUUUUCAUCAACGAAAUCGACUACAAAAUCGCAUUUACAAAAACGACGACAGCAGAUUCAGCGGCAACAACAACGACAACAACAACAAUAUCGUCAUUCGUACCAUCAACACAACAACAUCUGUCUGAGAACGAAGCGACAGCAGACUCAGCUGCGCAUAACACGUUCCCUGUUAUUGGUAUCAACGGCUUUCAUACUGCUCAACCUACCGAACUAUAUUUUCACCAUUAUGGGCCUCAUCAUGUCUUAUAGGCCCCAAACUUUGGACCAAAAUGGAUUUAGCAAUAGCGCUAUAUUAUUUAUUUGCUUCGGUGAGUUUGUCCAACUUGUGUACUGCAGCAAUUUCUCAUCCAGGUUUUUUCUUUACGUUACCUGUUCGCAACACUUCAGGUACGCGUUGAAACAACUCAACUGCCUCUCAUCACGUUUUCUACACAGAAGCAAAAAAAAUGGCCGAAAGAAAAAAGAACGAAAUGAGAAAUAA